CAUCCUGCCCUGAGUACCAACGCAAUGACAUUGUUCCCAGUGUUACUAUUCCUGGCUGCUGGGUUGAUUCCAUCCUUUCCUGCAAAUGGAAGGAAGAAUCCAGCUUUUACCUCUUUGUUAACCAACCAAAUACAUGUGCAAAGGGAGAUUGUAAAUAAACACAAUGAACUAAGGAAAACAGUUUCUCCGUCUGCCAGAAACAUGCUAAAGAUGGAAUGGAGCAAUGCAUCUGCAGUAAAUGCUCAAAAGUGGGCAAACCAAUGCACAUAUGAACAUAGUGACUCAGAGGAACGAGUAACCAGUCUAAGCUGUGGCGAAAACCUCUAUAUGUCAAGUAACCCCAAUUCAUGGUCACAAGCAAUACAAAGCUGGUAUGAUGAGAACUAUGAUUUUGUCUUUGGUGUAGGGCCAAAGUCUUCCGAUGCAAAGGUUGGACAUUAUACUCAGGUUGCUUGGUACUCAUCUCACCUCAUUGGAUGUGGAAUUGCCUACUGUCCUAGUGAAUUGAUUCUAAAAUACUACUAUGUUUGCCACUAUUGUCCUGCUGGCAAUAUUGUUGAUAGACGAUAUACCCCUUACGAACAAGGAGUACCUUGUGCCAGUUGCCCUAACAACUGUGAAGGCGGAUUAUGCACCAACAGUUGCAAGUACCAAAAUGAGUAUAGUAACUGUGAAGAUUUGAAGAAACAAGUUACCUGUAAACAUGAAACGGUCAAGAACGAUUGCAAAGCCUCUUGCAAUUGUGAAAACAAAAUUUAUUAA
This is a messenger RNA of Carlito syrichta (Philippine tarsier), 762 nucleotides long. RefSeq names its product cysteine-rich secretory protein 3-like. The coding region runs from base 25 to 762 and encodes 245 amino acids. Lineage: Eukaryota; Metazoa; Chordata; Mammalia; Primates; Tarsiidae. The record is from RefSeq and is a predicted model, not a curated record. Gene Ontology annotation, cellular component: extracellular region. The transcript has 8 exons.